Chara braunii is the source of this 2220-nucleotide messenger RNA. Lineage: Eukaryota; Viridiplantae; Streptophyta; Charophyceae; Charales; Characeae. The record is from the annotation of a GenBank genome assembly.
AACAGCUACCCCAUGCCUCAUUCCGAUGAGCUGUUCGACCGCCUAGCAGGCAACCGCUUCUUUACGAAGAUUGAUCUUCGUAGCGGUUACCAUCAGAUCCACGUCGCUGCAGCCGACCAGCCGAAGACAGCGUUCCGAUCGCGCUUCGGCCACUACGAGUUUACGGUGAUGCCAUUCGGCCUCACCAAUGCACCCGCUACCUUUCAGAGGGCGAUGAACGACAUCUUCCGGGACAUCCUGGAACAGUACGUUCUCGUCUACCUCAACGAUAUCCUGGUCUAUAGUCGUACCCUUGAGGAGCACCUCAGACACCUCCGCGACGUCCUUGACCGCUUGCGCAGACAUGGCUUCUACGCCAAGCUGAGCAAGUGUCGCUUUGCCCAGCACAAAGUGGAUUUCUUAGGACGUUACGUGUCUGACCAGGGUCUCCACAUGGACGACGCGAAGAUCACUGCUAUUGCGGAGUGGCCCGCCCCCACAUCUGCCAAGCAGCUUCGCAGCUUCCUAGGCCUGACCAGCUAUUAUAGUAACUUCAUCCGGGGAUACGCUAGGUAUUCCUACGUCCUUACCUCCACCCUCCUCCGGAAGAACCCACUCUGGGCUUGGACACCCCUCCACGAGGACGCCUUCCGCGCCCUCAAGAAGGCGGUGACAUGCGCACCGGUUCUUCACCUACCCGAUUUUGAUCGCCCUUUUAUCCUUACCACCGAUGCGUCAGACUUUGCUGUAGGAGCAGUGCUUUCUCACGUCUUCCCCUCCUCUCCUGAUUCCUCUCAUCGUCGUAUCCCUCGCUUCCCACCACCUACCCCUACCACUGCUUCCCGACUGACGCCUACUUGUCCAGCUACUGACGAACCCUCUAUUAACUAUUCUCCUACCAUCGCCGAGGACGGCACUGUCGAGUSUCGCUCAGGUGAUUGUCCGAUAUCCUUCUACUCCCGUCAGCUCCUGCCCGCCAAGAUAAACUACACUGCUUAUGAACGUGAGCUACGUGUCCGAGCAGUAGCAGAGUUCCAUGACCAGGCAGCCGCCGGUCAUAUGGGCUUCCACAAGACGUUGGCUCGUGUGAGCCGCCUGUACGUCUGGCCGAAGCGCAAGGACUUUGUGAAGGACUACGUCGCCGAGUGUCCCAUCUGUCAGGAGGUGAACAGUGCGAACCACCUUCCUUAUGGUUUGCUCCAACCUCUUCCUAUCCCUGAGGGUCGUUGGCAGUCCAUCUCGAUGGACUUUAUCGGUUAUCUUCGACCUCCGACCCCCCGCGAUCAUGAUGUUAUCCUGGUCGUCGUCGACCGCUUUACGAAGCGUGCACGCUUUGUUCCGUGCCGCUAUGCCAUCAGUGCAUGUGAGGUCGCCGACAUCGUAUUUGACCGAGUUGUGCGUGACCACGACUUACCUCUGAGCAUCAUAUCUGACCGUGACCUGCGCUUUACCAGCCGAUUUUGGCGACGGCUCCACGAGGUGUACGGCACUCAGCUCCGCUUCUCCUCGUCUUACCAUCCUCAGACUGAUGGUCAGACCGAGAUCACAAACAGGACUCUCGGGGAUAUUCUCCGAAAGAUUGUUCGUGACGACCAGCAGUGGGAUCUCCAUCUUGCCCACGCGGAGAUAGCCUACAAGCACGCCGUCUCGCCAGCCACGGGGAUGUCACCUUCCUAUUGCGACCUCGGCUACCACCCUCGUGUUCCCGCGGACUUCCUCCGACUGUCACAGCUGCACCCUGAUACGAGUUGUCCCGCGCUGGAUGAUUGGGUUGCACACAUGACGUCGAUCAUGAAGACCGCACAUGAGCACAUAGCCGCUUCCCAGACUUGCAUGGCAGCACGUGCGAACCGAUCGAGGAUGGAUCAUCCAUUCAAAGUCAGUGAUGACGUGCUUAUCGACGCCCGCCACUUACAGCUCGAAGCGGACACGCUUCGCAAGUUUCGGCGUCGCUUCUUUGGCCCAUGCCGCAUCCUCCAGGCCGUCGGUUCUGAUACGGCUUCUAGCCUGGUCAACUUCCGUGUGAGGUUGCCCGACUACCUAUGUCAGGCUCGUGUGCACGAUGUCUACCACGUCUCGUUAGUGCGUCCUUACCGCAGACCGUCUGCGCGUUUCGCCGGACGACCAUACGAGCGCCCUCCACCCAUCAUGGUGGACGGUCACGAGGAGUUCCUCGUUUCAGACAUCAUUGGUCGAUGAGUCAUCGACGACAACCCUCCCCACGUCGAGUAUCUCGUACGU